AGUGUUUACCCUCUUCGUCCGGCCAAAUGGGCUUUAUUAGGGGAAUAUCAACGGCCCAAAACAAUUCUGAUUUGACAGCCUUGUUUGUUUAGCGAAUAAUCCAUGUCAGCGUAUCAAAUGAUGACAUGGCAUGCUGAGUCAGCACCGCCGUAGACUGUGAACGGCGAUUGAACUUCCCAACGGAGAGAUUUAACACUCGUCAGUUGAGUCAACAACACAGAAACCGAAGAGUCUCUUUGCAAAGUUGCAAUUUUUGACCCUAAAGAAACUGUGUCUAUAAGAAAGGGCAAACAUCAGAUUCCCUGAGAGGACGCUUCAGUUCUACUUCUACCUGCUAAAGUUACCGUCUUUUUGAAAAGGGUUUGAGAGUGAAAUCGAUGAAUCGCGGCGAAGCUAGAGGCUUUGGCGGCCGUAAGGGUUCUCGAGGACAAAUGGAUUACCGUCCGAAAGGCGAAAGUCCGGUUACAGUUGAUAGGUCUUUGGAUGAAUCUUCUGGUAGUAGGGGUAGAGGGUCUCGUGGGAGAGGAAGAAGUACAACAUCAUGGUGUCCUAGAGAUAGUUCUGGGCGUGGCGGCCAUGAACACAGUCCAGGUCAAGUGUACGUUCAGGAGUCCAAUGCGGUAUUUGUGGAAAAGGGUGUUCAACAUAAUAGGAGAGGUGUAAGUACAGUUGAUAGGUCUUUGGUUGAUUCGUCUGGUAGUAUGGGUAGAGGUCCUCGUGAGAGAGGUGGAAGUAGAACAUCAUGGUCUCCUAGAGAUAGUUUUGGGCGUGGCGGCCAUGAACACAGUCCAGUGCAAGUGUACGUUCAGGAGUCCAAUGCGGUAUUUGUGGAAAAGGGUGUUCAACAGCACAGAAAGCUCCAAGAAGAUAAGUUGGGUUCUACCAAGCAACCUGAUGAAGGUGCUGCUGCUUUCAAGUUUUCUGGAGAUAACAAAGAUCUUUUGCAAUCAUCUCCUUCGUCUAGCUCAAAGAGCAUAAGUCUUUCUGGAGGUUUGUUUGUCUCUAAAGAAUCCGAGGACAAGGAUGUCAAGAAUGGCGCUCGAAUCCAUGAUCUUGUGAACCAGAUGGAAGAUGUUUCGUUGUCUUGCCAGGACUCUGUGUCUUCUACAAGUGAGAAGGUUGAGCUUUCUAGUGCUGAGGAUCAGAAUAGUACUGCUCACAAGUCUGGUGGUGAAGGAAACUCGUCAAGUGAAAGAAACACGGGACCAUUUGAUAUCUCUCUCAAGAAGACAGGGAUAGUACUAAAACCCGCUCUGUUUAAUCUGAACAAAGAAAAGAGGAAAUCAACUAAAGGACACACUGGAAUUGUUAUUAGACCUGGAAUGGUACUUCUCAAGAACUAUUUGUCAAUCAAUGAUCAAGUGAUGAUUGUGAACAAAUGCCGUCAGCUGGGUUUGGGUGAAGGUGGCUUCUAUCAACCAGGUUACAGGGAUGAAGCAAUAUUGCGCUUGAAAAUGAUGUGCCUUGGGAAAAACUGGGACCCUGAAACAUCUCGAUAUGGAGAAGUUCGACCAGUUGAUGGUUCUCGUCCGCCAAAAAUUCCAGUUGAAUUCAAUCAGUUUAUUGAGAAAGCAAUUAAAGAAUCACAGUCCCUUACAGCCUCUAAAUCAAAUGAAACGAGUGGAGAAGUUACAAUGCCAUUUAUGUCCCCAGACAUAUGUAUUGUUAACUUCUACACAUCCACCGGGAGACUUGGCCUCCAUCGGGACAAAGAUGAGAGCGAAAAGUCCAUUCGGAAGGGAUUACCUGUUGUUUCAUUUUCUGUUGGAGAUUCAGCCGAGUUCUUGUAUGGUGAUCAAUUGGAUGAAGCCAUGGCAGAAACGUUAGUGUUGGAGUCUGGAGAUGUUCUACUAUUUGGUGGCAAAUCCAGGAAUAUCUUUCAUGGCGUAAGAUCAAUUCGCAAAGAUACUGCCCCCAAAGUGCUUCUUCAGGAAACAAGUCUCCGACCUGGUCGUCUGAAUUUGACUUUUAGGCAGUAUUAACAAAAAUCAGUUCUUGAAGAUACUAUACUGCCCACAAGGUUCUGGUUUAGGAACCAAGUAUCCAGCCAGGUCGUCUGAAGCUUACUUUUAGGAAGUACUAUUAACCCGAAGCCAGGAACUUUUGUAAUGUAUCUUGAAGCUGUUUUGGGGUGCAUGAACUUGUACAGAUUCUAGGCGUAUAACCUGCUUUUUAUAUCUUUUUCUCGGAAAUAAAAAGCCUUUCCAUAUUU
Messenger RNA from Camelina sativa (false flax), 2212 nucleotides. RefSeq names its product DNA N(6)-methyladenine demethylase ALKBH1C-like. Lineage: Eukaryota; Viridiplantae; Streptophyta; Magnoliopsida; Brassicales; Brassicaceae. Gene Ontology annotation, molecular function: ferrous iron binding; oxidative RNA demethylase activity; broad specificity oxidative DNA demethylase activity. Gene Ontology annotation, biological process: oxidative RNA demethylation. Gene Ontology annotation, cellular component: cytoplasm. The record is from RefSeq and is a predicted model, not a curated record.